CGCUUCCUUCCCCUGCAUUAACGCCCAUCACCGAUUCCUUCCUCCCACGGUCCCACCCUGUAGCCUUCCUUCCUCCCACUGGCUAGCGGCCUACUCUAGUCUACUCACCACCCACUCCUCUCUCGCCGUUUCUCUCUGUCUCUCUCCUGCAGCGGUGUGCCUUCCUUGCUUCCUGUACCCACCUCACAGAUUCUCCCUUUUCUCCCUCUCUUGUUUUCCUCCGAAGGCUGCACCUGCAGGCUGAUACGCUGCCGGAGUUCUCCUCUUUUAGCGACGGCGAUCUUUGCAGCUGUGAGCAUUGGACGAAUUCCUGUCAAAUUCAACCAUUUUGAUUGUGAAAUUAUCAAAGAGCCUUCAUAGAGUGGUGAAUGGCUGUCUAAGUUCAUCGGAUUCUUUAUAUACUGAGUUCAUCCUCAAUUUGGUGUUGUUGGUCCAUGCCCUUAGACAGUUCAUUGUUCAGGUGGAGGCUUUUUAUUGUUCAUGUUGCUCGUGGUAUUUUGAUCAUACCAAGCUGGUUUUACAUCUGACUAAUGGGCUGCUCAUCUUCUAAGUGCUGUUCACAACUGAAGGGCUGUCUGUGCUCCAAUGGGUGCCUUGGGCAAACAUCUGACUCCCCAAGAGAAUCAAGGGGAAAGUCGAGCCGGGGGAGGGGAAAGGCAGAUUCCAGUGAUUCAGAUGCUUCUUCAGAUGACCUAGGGGAAGAUGAUGAUGCAUUGAACCAAAUGAACAUUACGAGGGAGUCUAAUGUCGGCAUCAACCGACUAUCAAGGGUCUCAUCACAGUUUCUUCCUCCAGAUAGUUCGCGCAAAGUACGAGUCCCUUUGGGUAACUAUGACCUGAGAUACUCCUACUUGUCUCAAAGAGGUUACUACCCAGAAUCACUUGACAAGCCCAACCAAGAUAGCUUCUGCAUACAUACCCCGUUUGGCACAAGUCCUGAUGACCACUUCUUUGGUGUAUUUGAUGGCCAUGGAGAAUAUGGAGCUCAGUGUUCACAAUUUGUGAAGCGAAGAUUAUGCGAGAACCUGCUCAGAGAUAGCCGGUUUCGUACAGAUGCUGUGCUGGCUCUUCAUUCUGCCUUUGUGGCAACAAACUCACAGUUGCAUGCGGACAACUUGGAUGAUUCCAUGAGUGGUACUACUGCAAUCACUAUAUUGGUCAGGGGUAAAACUAUGUACAUUGCAAAUACUGGUGAUUCACGUGCCGUUAUUGCCGAAAAACGAGGGGAUGAUAUUGUUGCUGUUGACCUCUCUAUAGAUCAAACUCCUUACCGGUCUGAUGAGCUUGAAAGGGUCAAGGAAUGUGGUGCUAGGGUUCUGACUUUGGAUCAAAUAGAGGGGCUAAAGAACUCAGAUGUGCAGUGUUGGGGCACUGAGGAAAGUGAUGAUGGCGAUCCUCCAAGGUUAUGGGUGCAAAAUGGCAUGUAUCCAGGAACUGCUUUUACACGCAGCAUUGGAGAUUCUGUUGCCGAGUCAAUUGGUGUCAUUGCAGAUCCCGAGAUUUUUGUCCUGGAUCUCAAUUCCAGCCAUCCAUUUCUUGUUCUUGCUAGUGAUGGGGUUUUUGAGUUCCUUUCCAGUCAAACAGUUGUUGACAUGAUUUCUAAAUACAAGGAUCCUCGUGAUGCAUGUGCAGAAAUUGUUGCGGAGUCUUAUCGUCUUUGGCUACAAUAUGAAACUCGUACGGAUGACAUUACAAUCAUAGUGGUGCAUAUUAACGGGUUAAAUGAUAUGGAAUCUACCCACACUGUUACGAAAGUGUCUUUACAACCUUCACAGCAAGUAGUAGGACUGGCAGGCUCCGAAUCACCAUUAAUAGUAAGUUCCAACACCAACAAUCAGCGUUCCAGGCAUGACUUAUCACGAGCACGAUUGAGGGCUCUAGAAAGUUCUCUGGAAAAUGGUCAAUUAUGGGUCCCUCCAUCUCCAUCGCAUCGGAAGACAUGGGAAGAGCAAGCGCAUAUUGAGAGGGUACUACAUGACCAUUUCCUCUUCAGAAAGCUUACUGACACGCAAUGUCAUGUUCUACUUGAUUGUAUGCAACGAGUUGAUGUGAAGCCUGGGGAUAUAGUAGUGCAGCAGGGCGGUGAAGGUGACUGCUUCUAUGUAGUUGGUAGCGGUGAGUAUGAAGUUCUGGCCAUUCAGUUCUCGGAGAUUAAGCUGAUUUGCAUGGAACAGGAAGAAGACGGAAAGGAAAUGACCAAGGUUCUGCAUCGGUAUACAGCUGAUAAACUAUCUUCCUUUGGGGAGCUAGCACUGAUGCACAAUAAGCCACUUCAGGCUUCAGUUCGUGCCGUGACUAGUGGAACAUUAUGGGCCCUAAAGAGGGAGGAUUUCCGGGCAAUUCUGAUGUCAGAGUUUUCAAACAUACCAUCAUUGAAGUUGCUCCGAUCAGUAGAACUGUUUACCAGAUUUACAGUGCUUCAACUAAGUCAACUUGCUGAGUCGCUUGUUGAACUAUCUUUUGCAGAUGGGCAAAUAAUAGUAGACAAGAAUGAUGAGGUCUCUUCCCUAUAUAUCAUUCAAAGAGGUCAUGUGAGACUUAUAUUGGCUGAAGAUCAGAUGAAUUCAGAUUCUUGGGAUCUCAUUAGUUCUGAAACGAAGCAGAUUCAAAGGAGUCAGGAAAAUGGUAAUUAUGUGGUUGAGAUAGAUGAGGGAGGACACUUUGGAGAGUGGGCUCUCAUUGGUGAGACUAUUUCUUUCACUGCUAUCUCAGUGGGUGAUGUGACUUGUUCUACUAUUGCGAAGGAGAAAUUCAAUUCAAUUGUUGGGCCUUUGCCUAAACUUUCACAAGCUGAUUGCAAGAUUAAAGAAUCUCUGGUCACUAAGGAGCAUUAUGCAGAUGAUGAUUUUCCCUUUAGGAGGCUGCAGCUAUCUGAUUUGGAAUGGAAAAUGUGCAUAUAUGCUGCUGAUUGCAGCGAGAUUGGUCUUGUCCAAAUUAGAGGUUCCGACAAGAUCAGAAGUUUAAAAAGGUUUUACAUCAAGAGAGUAAAAGAUCUUCAUAAGGAAGUGCAAGUGUUUGACGAAAAGGACCUCAUGAAAAGCUUGAGCCAAUCAACUUGUGUGCCAGAAGUGUUAUGUACUUGUGCUGAUCAAUCAUACCUUGGAAUAUUGCUGAAUUGUUGCCUCUGUUGCUCACUGGCUUCAAUACUUCAUACACCACUAAAUGAGUCAUCUGCACAAUUCUUUGCAGCCUCAGUUGUUGUUGCUCUAGAAAAGCUUCAUCAGAAGUCCAUUCUUUAUAGAGGUGUUUCGGCAGACAUUCUUAUGCUUGACCGAUCAGGACAUCUGCAGCUGGUGGAUUUUAGGUUUGGAAAGAAGUUGGAAGGUGAAAGGACAUACACAAUAUGUGGGAUCGCUGAUUCUCUGGCACCAGAGAUAGUUCUUGGUAGGGGCCAUGGAUUCGCUGCUGACUGGUGGGCACUUGGAGUGUUGAUCUAUUUCAUGCUGCAAUCAGACAUGCCAUUUGGCUCCUGGAGGGAGAGCGAGCUGGAACCUUUUGCAAAAAUUGCCAAAGGGCACCUUGUUAUGCCAUCGACAUUCAGCGUGGAAGUUGUUGACCUUAUAACCAAGCUACUUGUGGUAGAUGAAAAUGCGCGCCUCGGAACCAGGGGUGCUGAAGCUGUGAAAAAGCACCCCUGGUUUGAUGGCAUUGACUGGGAACGAAUAGCAGGCGGAACUCAUACGGUACCUAAAGAAAUCACUGAUCGCAUCAACAGCUAUAUAGAAAGUCUUAAGGAGGACUCAACCGCAUCUCCUUCCAUGCCGAGUGAAGAUCCAGAUGAUCUUACUGCUCCAGAGUGGAUCCAAGAUUGGUAAUCUCAGUAGUUGCAUGAGUGUCAGAAGGACUGCGCUGGUUGAGGAAAAGUUUCUUUAGUUUUUCACCGGGCAUUCUCAUAUCAAGUGAGAGAAGGUAUACAGGUGACUAAAUCUAGUUAAGUUCGGUCGAAAUGACGAGUUGUACAUACUGAAGAUUCCUUGGAUGAUCAUAGAUCAGCUUGGAACCAUAUGAUGAAUGCUAUCAAAAUGUGAAAAUGCUAAAAUGGUGUUAAUUAGGUGCUUAGGUGCUCUGACAGCAGUGCCCUCAGAAAAAAAAAAGGUGUCAGCAGCAAGAGGAAAAGGCUGCUUCAUCUAUUAUCUUGCCUGAGUUCAUGGCUUGACCUGUUGAGGUGAUCUUGCGACUGUCAUUUAUGGAUAUCAUUGUUGUAUAUUUUUUUUAGGGAAUUGUACUGUUUGAACCAAGAUCUUUUAACUGCUCAACCUUCUGUGGCGUGUUGGCGCCUUGGCCUCA
Phragmites australis (common reed) is the source of this 4287-nucleotide messenger RNA. RefSeq names its product protein phosphatase 2C and cyclic nucleotide-binding/kinase domain-containing protein. The transcript is spliced from 15 exons. NCBI's taxonomy places the organism in Eukaryota, Viridiplantae, Streptophyta, Magnoliopsida, Poales, Poaceae. Gene Ontology annotation, molecular function: cation binding; protein kinase activity; ATP binding. Gene Ontology annotation, biological process: protein phosphorylation. The coding region runs from base 531 to 3815 and encodes 1094 amino acids. The record is from RefSeq and is a predicted model, not a curated record.